AUGAGCAGACUCGUAUCGCUUUCAUUAUUCACCAGGUCAUUCACUAGACAACAUUUGAUCUUUAGACCUAGCCAUGCUAGAUAUUCCAGCACACCCAUCGUCGAAAGCAAAGUCAACAUGGAAGAGUCUAUGAACAAGAUUGAAGAAUUGUUCAGCGCAGCCAAAAAUGAGUUGGAAUAUGCUGAUGAAUCGCAAGGCACGACAUACUAUCAUGAAGAUCUCGCAACAGCAGAAAAGGCAGUCAAUGAAGUAUUGACAGCAUACAACGACUUUCUGGAAGCAUUGCCAUCUGACGAUAUGAGAAAUGAAGUCAAAACCAAAGUGGGCAUGAAGAUGAAGGAACUGAAAAUGACAUUUGAUGCUUUACCAGAAGAAGGGCAUUGA
This is a messenger RNA of Mucor velutinosus, 384 nucleotides long. RefSeq lists its product as uncharacterized. The transcript has 3 exons. The coding region runs from base 1 to 384 and encodes 127 amino acids. The record is from RefSeq and is a predicted model, not a curated record. Lineage: Eukaryota; Fungi; Mucoromycota; Mucoromycetes; Mucorales; Mucoraceae.